Jaculus jaculus (lesser Egyptian jerboa) is the source of this 3703-nucleotide messenger RNA. RefSeq names its product nuclear transcription factor, X-box binding 1 (gene Nfx1). The record is from RefSeq and is a predicted model, not a curated record. Gene Ontology annotation, molecular function: zinc ion binding; RNA polymerase II transcription regulatory region sequence-specific DNA binding; DNA-binding transcription factor activity, RNA polymerase II-specific. Gene Ontology annotation, biological process: negative regulation of transcription by RNA polymerase II. The coding region runs from base 58 to 3384 and encodes 1108 amino acids. The transcript is spliced from 24 exons. NCBI's taxonomy places the organism in Eukaryota, Metazoa, Chordata, Mammalia, Rodentia, Dipodidae. Gene Ontology annotation, cellular component: nucleus.
GACCGGGUGACAGCGUUCUCCUGCAGGCGGGGCUCGCUUCAGGUGCUGCGGCACGGGAUGGCGGAGGCGCCUCCUGUCUCAGGUACUUUUAAAUUCAAUACAGAUGCUGCCGAGUUUAUUCCCCAGGAGAGAAAAAAUUCUGCUCUAAAUUGUGGGACUCAAAGAAGACUAGACUCUAGGAUUGGCAGAAGAAAUUAUAGUUCAUCACCUUCUUGUCACCUUUCCACGCAGAUCCCCUAUGAUGACAUCUCUGCUGUCUAUCAGCCCAACUAUCCUUCUGGAAGCAAACCCAAGAGUCAACAGACUUUUUUCCAUGCUUCCAAUAAAUCACUCAAGAACCAUGGCCUUCAGAAUCAACCUUGGCAAAAACUGAGGAACGAAAAGAACCAUAACAAAGUGAAGAAAGCACAAGGACUUGCUGACCAGAUCUCAGAUGCAUCUAGUUUAGAAAGUGUGGCCAAAUCAGAGAGUGGGGCAAACCCUACACAGCAGAGUCCUUCGGAGAGUGAGAAAGAAGUAGUUAUUGCAGAUCCCAGGGGAGCCAAACCCAAAAAAGCAGCACAGCUUAUAUACAGCUAUGGUAGAGGAACAAAAGUCAAGGGGAAACUUAAAUGCGAAUGGGGUAAUAGAUUGACUGCCAAAUCUGAGGAUAGUGGACCCGAAAAUACCAAAUCUGUGGGGCUUUCCCACCCUGACUCUUCAGAUGCCUCCUAUAGAAAAGGUGUACUGGAUGGGUAUGGGCCCAGACGAAAUGAGCAGAGAAGAUACGCACAGAAAAGGCCUCCCUGGGAAGUGGAGGGUGCCAGGCCACGACCAGGCCGGAAUACACCAAAACAGGAGAGUCAGCGACAUGUAAAUGCAGGACCCAAAAACAUGUCUCCUAUUCCAAAGGAUAAUCUCAGAGAAAGACUGACAAGGUCUGCCUGUGACAGUGGGAAUUUGGCUGUUGUCAACAAAUCUUCUAAAAGGGUUGAUCAAAACAAAAGUACUAUACGGUCUCCUUUCCCCAGAGGCAAGCAGAGCCAUGUGCUGAAGAAUGUGGAAACACAUACAGGUUCUCUAGUUGAACAGUUAACUACAGAAAAAUAUGAGUGCAUGGUGUGCUGUGAAUUGGUUCGUGUUACAGCCCCGGUGUGGAGUUGUCAGAGCUGUUACCAUGUGUUUCAUUUGAACUGCAUAAAGAAAUGGGCAAGAUCUCCAGCAUCUCAAGCAGAUGGCCAGAGUGGUUGGAGGUGCCCUGCCUGUCAGAAUGUUUCAGCACAUGUUCCUAAUAUCUAUACUUGUUUCUGUGGUAAGGUAAAGAAUCCUGAAUGGAGCAGAAAUGAAAUUCCUCAUAGCUGUGGCGAGGUUUGUAGAAAGAAACAGCCUGGCCAGGACUGCCCACAUUCCUGUAAUCUUCUUUGCCACCCUGGACCCUGCCCACCCUGCCCUGCUUUUAUGACUAAAACAUGUGAAUGUGGACGGACCAGGCACACGGUUCGCUGUGGUCAGGCUGUCUCAGUGCACUGUUCUAAUCCAUGUGAGAAUAUUUUGAACUGUGGUCAGCACCACUGUGCUGAGCUUUGCCACACAGGUCAAUGCCAGCCUUGCCGGGUCAUACUGAACCAGGUAUGCUACUGUGGCAGUACCUCCCGAGACGUGUUAUGUGGAACAGAUGUUGGAAAAUCUGAUGGAUUUGGGGACUUCAGCUGUUUAAAGAUAUGUGGCAAGGACUUGAAAUGUGGGAGCCAUACAUGUUCACAGGUGUGCCACCCUCAGCCCUGUCAGCCUUGUCCACGGCUCCCCUAUCUGGUGCGCUGUUGCCCUUGUGGCCAAACACCUCUCACCCAGUUGCUAGAACUUGGAAGUAGUGGUCGGAAAACAUGCAUGGAUCCAGUUCCUUCAUGUGGAAAAGUGUGUGGCAAGCCUUUACCUUGUGGUUCCUCAGAUUUCAUUCACACCUGUGAAAAGCUCUGCCAUGAAGGAGACUGUGGACCAUGCUCCCGCACAUCAGUUAUUUCCUGCAGAUGCUCUUUCAGAACCAAGGAACUUCCAUGUACCAGCCUCAGAAGUGAAGAUGCUACAUUUAUGUGUGACAAGCGGUGUAACAAGAAACGAUUAUGUGGACGGCAUAAAUGUAACGAGAUAUGCUGUGUGGAUAAGGAGCACAAGUGUCCUUUGAUCUGUGGGAGGAAACUCCGCUGUGGCCUUCAUAGGUGUGAAGAACCCUGUCAUCGAGGGAACUGCCAGACCUGCUGGCAAGCCAGUUUUGAUGAAUUAACCUGCCACUGUGGCGCAUCUGUGAUCUACCCACCAGUUCCCUGUGGUACUAGGCCUCCCGAGUGUACCCAAACCUGUGCCAGAAUCCAUGAAUGUGACCAUCCAGUUUAUCAUUCUUGUCAUAGUGAGGAAAAGUGUCCCCCUUGUACCUUCCUAACUCAGAAGUGGUGCAUGGGCAAGCAUGAGUUACGAAGCAACAUCCCCUGUCAUCUGGUUGAUAUCUCUUGCGGAUUACCCUGCAGUGCCAUGCUACCCUGUGGGAUGCACAAGUGUCAGAGACUCUGUCACAAAGGAGAAUGUCUUGUGGAUGAGUCCUGCAAGCAGCCCUGCACUACACCCAGAGCUGACUGUGGUCACCCAUGUAUGGCACCCUGCCACCCCAAUUCACCCUGUCCUGUGACAGCUUGUAAAUCCAAGGUAGAACUACAGUGUGAAUGUGGACGAAGAAAGGAGAUGGUGAUUUGCUCUGAAGCUGCCAGUACUUAUCAAAGAGUAGCUGCUAUUUCUAUGGCCUCUAAAAUAACAGACAUGCAGCUUGGAGAUACAGUGGAAAUCAGCAAGUUAAUUACCAAGAAGGAAGUUCAACAAGCAAGGUUGGAGUGUGAUGAGGAGUGUUCUGCCUUGGAAAGAAAAAAGAGGUUAGCAGAGGCAUUUGAUAUCAGUGACGAUUCUGAUCCUUUCAAUGUGCGCUCUUCUGGGUCAAAAUUCAGUGACAGUUUGAAAGAUGAUGCCAGGAAGGACUUAAAGUUUGUCAGUGACAUUGAAAAGGAAAUGGAAAUUCUCGUGGAGGCUGUGAAUAAGGGAAAGAACACUAAGAAAAGCUACUCCUUCCCUCCCAUGAACCGAGACCACCGCCGGAUCAUCCAUGACCUGGCCCAAGUUUAUGGCUUGGAGAGUGUGAGCUAUGACAGUGAACCAAAGCGCAAUGUCGUGGUCACUGCCAUCAGAGGGAAGUCCAUCUGUCCUCCUUCCACGCUGACAAGUGUGCUUGAAAGGGAAACGCAGACACGGCCUCCGCCACCAAUUCCUCAUCACAGACAGCAGACAGACAAGAAUCCUGGGAGCAGUAAUUUACAGAAGAUAGCUAAGGAACCCGUGAUUGACUACUUUGACGUCCAGGACUGAGAAGAUCCAGAUGUACUGAGAAAAAGGAAUGACUAGUGUAGUGGAAGCUCAUUCGCCAGCAGAUCUGUCAUGCUCGUUCCUCACUGCCUGGCAGAGUCACAGCCUCACAUGCCACCUUGUACUGAUACAUCCAAAGCAUGAGUGUCAGAAACUCCCUUGUCUCUUCCUGUCUAAAGUAUUUCACUAUGGUCAGAUCUCUGAUUGUAGGCUCUAGAUUUUUAGUCAUUAUUUGAAGAGGUUCCUUACACUAUCACUGUGAUUGCUCUGAGGGUUGUGAGAAUAUUGGGUUUUAUUUGGAUAAACCAAAAUUUUUACCCCA